Molecule: messenger RNA, 520 nt
Organism: Aspergillus piperis CBS 112811
Lineage: Eukaryota; Fungi; Ascomycota; Eurotiomycetes; Eurotiales; Aspergillaceae
Exons: 1
Coding region: 220-432 (70 amino acids)
Source: RefSeq, a predicted model, not a curated record
GUUUCCAGGGUCUUGAAGAGGAUGGAGGGAGGGCCAGGGUGUUGGUCUCCCAUGAUUGUUGUGGUCAUGAGGGACAAGAAGCUGCAGGUUCAGGUGAAGGUGGUGUGCACCAUGAAUUGAUCCGACUCGGGCAGUACAGGCUGUUACGGAAGAGAGAUGCUGUGGCUACAGAAAUCACAGCCCCCUCCAAAGGACACCAUGAAAUGGGAGCAGAUAUGCAUGACUUCGAAAGGACUAUUGAGCUGCCAGAUAUACGCCAGCCUCACCUUGUCACUGGUGAUUGAGACCACCUUAACUCUUGGCUACUUCCGAUUCGUCCUGGAAGCGCCCACGGAAGAAAAGACGAGCCAGAUCCCUGCACCAAGCCUUCUCGGGGUAACAAUGAUAGCACUUACUUUCGGGGUUUGCUAUGCGAUCCGUGAAAGAAAAUAAUUGAAAACAAGAUAAUCAGACUUUCAUGACUUCUCCCAAUUUUACUGAUAAUUUGGAUGGGUACGACUGCUAUAGUUAUACUUACGAG